This is a messenger RNA of Megalops cyprinoides (Indo-Pacific tarpon), 1904 nucleotides long. RefSeq names its product T-cell surface protein tactile-like. NCBI's taxonomy places the organism in Eukaryota, Metazoa, Chordata, Actinopteri, Elopiformes, Megalopidae. The coding region runs from base 36 to 1631 and encodes 531 amino acids. Gene Ontology annotation, biological process: inflammatory response; cell-matrix adhesion. The record is from RefSeq and is a predicted model, not a curated record. The transcript has 9 exons.
UCUUGUCUCUCGCUGGCAGUAAGGAGAGCAGAGUCAUGGCCACUGAGGGAAGGAUGGCAGCCGUCACUCUCCUGUUUUUCGCCACCUUCACCCAAGGGCUUCAUGGUGUAAGCCUGUAUCAUAUGGAAUGGAUCAAUGCAACAGCGGGGCAGAGUGUUACCCUUCCGUGCAUUAAAGAGGAAAACCACAGCUACAGCAUUACUCAGAUGGAGUGGAAGAAAUCUGUGGGUCAUCAGGAGCAAAAGAUAGUGGUUUUCAACCCCUUAUUUGAAACACCAUACAAAUACUGGGAGAACGUCUCCCUUCAGCUGGAGGGUUCUAGAGAGAAUCUAAGGGGUUGGACCCUGAAGUUGCACAACGUGAGCAUUUUUGACAGCGGGAGAUAUGUGUGUGAGCUCACCACUUACCCACAUGGGACACUUACGGCCGUCACACACCUCCAAGUCACAGGUGUCCACCUGUUUGCCGGAGUGAAGAUGCCAAAUCGGCAUUUGAGAGAGGGGGAUGAGGUAACGAUCCUCUGUAACAGCACGCCCCCUGCAGACAGAUACUCCCUCUGGUCCUCUAAGAAAAAGAUGGCCAUCAUUACAAGCACGGACGGAAGGUUCGUGCUGCACAAUGUCACACGAGAUGACAGCGACAUGUACAUCUGUAAGCCUGAGAGCCUGAGAACUGGUCUGUCUUUUCACAGCCACAAUGUCACCGUCCAGGUGACAGUCAACUAUCUUGAUGAAAUUAAAUGUGAUGCCAACAGCAAUAUUGGGGUUGCUGCAGGCCACAAUGUCUCAAUAUCCUGUGCAUCAAAUGCAUCCCAGUCCUCCAAUUACACAUGGAAAAAGGGCAAUGAGACUGUGUCGGCGUCAAAGGUCCUGUAUCUCCCGUCAGUGAGCAGUGAGCAGGCUGGGAUGUACACGCUGACUGUUAUCGUCAACAACAAUGUUGGUCUACGAAGGCAGGCCACAUUUAACAUAACUGUGUGGUCAGACCUCAUGCCGAGCACAACAGCUCCCACCUCCACCACAGCCAAUGUGAGGAGCAUGGUCACCACCUUUUGGAGGACUAACAUAACCACGGCAAUGGGCAAAGACACCCCGGGGAGCACCUCUCCCCCGCCGCACUUCACCUCUACAGCAGCAGGCCUCUGGCCGGGUGAACUCCAGAAUGCCUCCACCACAAUCGUCAGCACGCUGUCAGCAGCUGACGGUGGCUGGGGGUCAGAGGUCAACAGCACAGCUACCACCUACUCCAGCCGUUCAUUAAACGGCACACUGCCUCCAUUUGAAGGGAAUGGUACAGGUGUCCAGGAAGAGGGAAAUGCAUUGAACCCAGGAUCACCUACUGCUGUUCAAAAUGACAGCAUCCUCACACUUGCCACUGGAUACCCAGCAAACAUCAGCACCCCCACAGAGAUACCCCGCUCUGACCAGGGAAACAGCAGCAGUAAAAGAUAUGUGGUGUUCAUUUUGCUGCCUGUGGUGGCCCUGUUGUUGGUGAUACUGUAUCUAUACAGGAGGCAUGUAAUCCAGCGCAGGUUGGACUUGCCUCCUCCCUUCAAGCCGCCACCACCCCCAGUGAAGUACUCCUCCGUCAGGACACAGGAGGUCCCCAUGACAGACAUCCUGAAGAGAUAGAUACAAAGGACAAAAGACACAGUAUGGCACAACGGCACAGUGCAGCAGCACACCCCAGGACAGAGACAACACUCAAGGCACAGACUGCAAAGCAGGAGGAAUGAUGUUGACCUGCUACUAACCUUAGAAAUAUGUCCUAAAGGUCUGGCCAAUUUAAUAUUCAGUAAAUAUUCAUUUCCUUUCAACACCAAUGCAUCUUUUGGAGAACAUACAGCAGGGGCGGCCAACCAUCUCCUAGAGAGCCACUUGUCCUGCAUGUUUUAGAUCUCUCCC